This is a messenger RNA of Humulus lupulus (European hop), 546 nucleotides long. RefSeq lists its product as uncharacterized. The record is from RefSeq and is a predicted model, not a curated record. Bases 1 to 546 code for a protein of 181 amino acids. Lineage: Eukaryota; Viridiplantae; Streptophyta; Magnoliopsida; Rosales; Cannabaceae. The transcript has a single exon.
AUGAUUGACUAUAUUCUAAAAGUCAAGACCCUAUCUGAUCAACUUGCCACUACCUCUGAAAAAGUCUUUGAUAGGGAUCAGGUUUUGUAUCUUCUUCCCGGGCUUAGUGCUGACUACAACUCUUUUAUAGUGUCAAUCACUUCUAAAUCCAAAGGUGUUACUUUUGAGCAUGUUACCAACUUACUUCUUGCUCAUGAAUCUUGCUUGGAACAACAACUUUAUGUUGAUGAAUCUACGCCAAUUGUUGCUAAUCUUGCUUAUCGACCAUACUCAAACUCUCAUCGCCAACAAUCUUGGAAUCAUUCUUCAAGGAAAAGUCAUUUCUCCGGGCCAUCAUUCCACAAUGCCCCAAAGAACAAUUCUUCUGACCGAGGAUCUUCCACUGGUUCAAGAGUUACUUGCCAACUCUGUCUUCGCCUAGGCCAUACUGCAUAUCAAUAUUACAGAAGGUUUGAUCCACAUCUACCCCCACCCAAUGCCUCAACCUCACUUCCUACACCACCCAUCUCUCCCAUGAUUACAAAAUUCCAACACAGUUGCCGAUGA